Messenger RNA from Porites lobata, 4530 nucleotides. The record is from the annotation of a GenBank genome assembly. Lineage: Eukaryota; Metazoa; Cnidaria; Anthozoa; Scleractinia; Poritidae.
AUGAAGACCCUUCUUCUGCUAGUUUUGGUUGGCUGUGUGCUAACUGUGGCACUAGCCUUUCCAUCCGGGGAACUUCUUCGCACAAAAAUUCAAGACAGUGAAGAGCUCGAUAAAGCAGAAAGGUUAGUCACGUGUACAAAGAGUUAAUGUGGUUUUAUGGCAUAUUAUUUUUGGGAGGGCUUAUACUGAAACACGCGGUGGAACUUCUAUCAUUUAAUCUGCUGCGUAUGUUAAAUGAUCAGGUUUUUCUCCCAUAAUUAAAGCUUAACUACGUAGGUUGAGACUUUGAAACGUAAUUUGUCUCACUGGAACUAAAAAAUUGGCGCUUCUUAAAUAUAACACUAUGACCCAACAUUAAAAUUAACACCAUUUAAAAAUACUUAUUUUUCUUCAGUGAACUCCUCUUCGGCACAAAAAAUGUAGCGGGUAAAAUUGACGAGGAUGACACGGAUGCAGAAGAAAGUGACAGUGAUGAUAAAUAUGGUGAUUCUGAAUUGGACAGGUAUGCUUUAAUUUGUACGAUUGAAUUAGAUGAAAUUAUAUUUCUAUUAAAAACACUGUUUACUCCAAAGUUCAUUUUCUCCCUAACUCAUAAAUUCAUUAAAAGGGCUUAAAAGUAUUAAAUGAAUAACAGAACAGAAUAACAUUUGUAGCAGUAAUAGUGAAAUUGCACUUGUGAAUUAAGGUAUACAUGUUAUUCCUGUUCUACGCGAAAGAAACGCUAAAUUGAAUGGUAAUUUUGGGAUUAUUGUUCGUAACUCGAAUUGUCCAUUUUUUGCUUGUUUGUUUGUUUGGUGAUCACCUUACAGUACCCUUGAUCUCGAUAAACAUUGCUCAUCCUGUGUAGGACAAUUUUCACAUAUAAACGUAGUAUACACGUUUGGCUUUGAGUCUCUGUAUCGCAAUAGAUAGAGCAACCACCAAGUGUUACUUAAGGAGGUCAUAGACUUCAAAUUCCCGUCAGGGACUCAAGAUUUUUUCUUUGUCCCACGCUCGUCAAUCGAUUUUCGCAUAGGCCGACUUAAGUGAAAACAUAGCAGUAAAAAAAAUGUGUGCUAAUAUUGAAACAAUCAUUCGUGAUCUACCACUCACUGAGUCAGCGUGAAUUUUGUGUCUUUCAACGUAGGCUUGGAACCCUGUAGGGGACUCGAUAAUAGACAUGUCACGGUUUUCGACGCCAUCUUGACGAGUAGGCAAACGCGAGAGAAAUUACAGUGUUUGUAUGAGAACCUAAUGUCGAAUAAUUUCCGUAGAAUGACGGUUCUGAAAAAAAUAUGAAUUGUAAACUAAAGCUUCACUCCUAAGGAAUCUACUGAAAAAAAUUGAGGGCGUUAGAUGCGCUAGAAGACCUAGAACCACUUUUAAAAUUUUCUAUACAUUUGUCUGUAAGAAAGUCCCGGGAAAAAUUAGAGACAAACAUAUGGAAAAUCUAAAGCAAGCCUCUGGAGAAAUUUAAGCACAAGUUCGCCCAAAAAAUUUUUAAGUACAAUCCUUUGUUUUGUAGCUUUAGUUUACAAGUCAUAUUUUUUUUAGAACAGCCGUUUUACGGAAAUCAUUCGACAUUAGAUUCCCAUACAAACACUGUAAUUUCUCACACGUUUGCCUACUCGUCAAGAUGGCGUCGAAAACCGUGACAAGGUCUAUUUUGUUUUCUUUGUGACGCGCUCGGUAACUCGCAUAGAGUGACUUAACUGAAAACAUCACAGUAAAAAAGGGACAAAAUUAUACAGUGAAUAGCAAAUUGCCUACGGUAUUUUUUGGUCUGUUAUAAGGUGGCGUAAAAUAUUUGCUAAAUAUAAUGUUUCAAACUUCUUGUUACUGAGCCUCUGAAAAGAAGACAAGAAUAAUGUUUUUGUUUUAGUAAAUCAGAAAAUCGUUUGGAAGACGACGGCAGCGAAGAAGACGAGCAAAGCGAUUUGUGUGAUGACGACAACGAUGAUUAUGAUGAUGAUGAAAAGGAAAGGUAAAACAUUCAUUCCCGUAAGGGUGACUAAUCUCAAUUUUCUCCGAACAAUAUCAAUACAUGUACAUAAUCACGAGAAAAAGUCAGUAAUGAGAAUAUAUCGUCAGAUGAUCACCAAAGGGAUAAUGCUUUGAUCUCCGAUAUCUUUCAACACAUUCUCUCAACUAUGCCCUGUAAGAAAAUGUAUAUAGAGACCAGUGUUGAGCAUUUUUUUUUUCAGAUAUUGGGGCUUAAAGGUUUAAAAGAGAAAUUGUACAAAUCAUACAUCUCUGCCUUUUUAUGAAAGUCUCCGUUUUAUAAGUGGAUAAAUUCCUUACAAAUUCCCUACAAUAAAAUUAGCUAAAUAAAGCGGACGCAAUUGACAAGAUAACUCUGGUAAAAAAAAUAAAUAUAGUGACGCUGAAAUGGACAAGUAACCUUUUAACGAUUAAAUUAACUAAAAUUAUUUUAAGAAAAAAAAAAUCAAAUCCAAUGUUGCACAUUGCUCCUAACUUGUGAAUGCAUUCAUGGUGCGUGAGCCAUAUUCGCAUUUUUUAACCAAGUGAAAUUGCAUUUUUGGGUAUACGGUCGGCCUUUUUCCAAUCCUAUUAGUAAAAGAAAAAGCAACAUUUGGGUUUUUUCACGUUUCGGGGGAUACAUUACUCCGUGUUUUUAAAUUUAAAUUAACCAUCCUUCUUUAUCACGUGAUAGGGUACUUUCUCGGCAUUGCUGAUCCUUGCGGUAUUUAGGACACUUGCCAUGAACCUAGUUAUUAAUAUAUUUUGCCUUGCUUUCAAUCAUUCUCUUUGUAUCACGGAUAGAUCAACCCGUUCGGAGUUCGGGCGAUCAUAGGUUCCACUUUUGUCGCGGAGUUACUGAAGACUGUUCUUUGUUCUCCCCUCUUUACAUGUUAAAUAUCACUUCAAACGACUUCAGCAAAAGGUGCUUUUCACUCUAGCAUCAGUGGUUAGAGCGUCCGAACUAGAACUCUGGGGGUCGUGAGUUCGAGUUCUCAGCUAGAGCUCGGAAAUUUUUUUUCUGAGCUUUCUGGUGUUUGAAUUCUCCUUCUUCUUUAAUAGAAAUAGGUCAGAGCUAAUGAAACAGGUAGAAACAGGGACUAUAUAACAAUUAUUCACCGAAGUGGAGGUGGCUAGUACUGGUGGCUGGUACUGGACCGACACUGAGGUGAAUAAUUGUUUAAGUAUAUACUGAAACAGUGAGAUAAUUGAGCACAAAAACGAUGAUUUUUAACUCAUUUACUGUUGCCAACGAAAAUAAUUUUGGCGCGCGAUGACCGAACGGCCGCCGUCGUCGCUGUUUCUUCCUGGCGACAAAUAAAACUUUUGAAGGCGUUUGUUUAGCUCGUGCGGGGAAGUUUCUUUAAAAGGAGUUGUGAAUUCUUUUUGUAUUUAAAAUCAUUCCGUAAAAAAGAUUAAUUACUAAAUUUAGUUUUAAGCUUAUUUAUGAACAAGUCAACUAAAUAAAGUAACGCAAGACUUAAGCUUAAUUUGCAUUUGUAAACAAAAACCUUUUUCGCCGGUUUUAUCGACAAAUUCAAGUCAAAAAGACAAAGUUUUACAGGUUAAAACUUCCAAACCGAACUUCGUCAUAUUCUUCUUGUAUUUUGGGAAUAGCUUGCUUGAUUAGUUGUGAAAUUUCUUAGUUUGUUACGGAUGCAAACUAGGAAUUCAUUUUGCUCGCAACUUACGUGAGUUUGGCGUCGCUCGCUCGGAGGAACUGGAGGUGAAUCAGUGAAUAGUGCAGGAUUGUCUCUGAUUGAGUAGCCAAUCAGAGCGCGCGAAAAACACUGUCCACUGUUUUAGUAUAUACUAAAAGGAGUUGUCAAUAGUAAAUUUUUGGCCUUUAAACGGAAAAUGUUUGCUGAACGUUUUAUACUUGUUCUUGAUUCAGUGAAUCAGAAAAUGAUUUAAACGAUGAUGACAGCGAAGAAGACGACCAAGAAACUUUUUUUGAUGAUGGUGACGUUGUUAACGAUGAUUUCGAAGAGGGAAGGUAAGACAAUUUACUCCUGAAUGUUUUGUCUUACUUCUGUAUUGAAGAGAAAAAUAGAAGAAUGCAUAUCCGUCGGUGUUUGUUAUCAGAAAAUUACGUUCAGUGUAUCAAUGAGGUCUUCGUUCUCUAACAGUCUUAAUUCCACACAAACCAGCUAAACUGCAACAUUGUAGGGUGUUCUAUCUUUUUACCUCGAUUACUACCCUCAAAACUCGAAUUUGUAACCAUUUGAGUAGGUUAUAUUUUAUUUUUAACACUCAAAGCAAAUUCGUUACAGUGAAUCUAAUCUUGGUCCAAAAGAAGAAGAUGAAUCUGAUGAGGAUGAAGAGAAGGGCAAUGAAGACCCAAGAAAUCUACAGCACUUUUACGAAGAGGGUGACACUUUAUCUUCAAAUCGAGACCCGAUAAAAAUUCGCUUUCGACGCAUUGGCAGAGGCAUUGGUCGUGUCAUUCGAAGAGGAAAACGUAUUGUGCGCCGAGUGGGCCGCAUUAUUCGAGGUGGAAAGCGUAUUGUCGAUCGCGCAAGACGUUUCGGAAGACGCGUCAUUCGUGGUGGCAAACGCAUCAUUCGUGGU